CAUAAUUCUGCAUGCAAGUGCUCCACUUUGCACUGGCCAGCAAAACGCUGUUUUUGGGAGCCAGGAACCUGUUGACGUCUACAGGAACAACACGAGGUGGAAGUGGAAAGGAAGGAAUAGCUGCGGCUUUGACAUCAUGGCAGCCCGAGCGCUGCGAAAGAUGGGUCGCACGCAGCUGCAGGAGUUUGUGCAGAGCAUCGCGCGUGCGCUGGGGCCCCGAGGCAGGAUGAUCAAUGUCGAAGGUGGAUCUGAGGGGGGGCUCAGUGAGAGCGACCUGAGAAGGGAUCGGAUCGAGCGGUCAGUGAACGCUAGCAGCUCGGCAAAUGGAAACCAGGCGGAGUUUCCACUUGAAGCGGAUGCUGGUGGUGUGAACGGGCCUGUCAGCAGAAGAGAGGCCGCCAGGGCCAAGCGGAUGAGGAAGCAGGUGCAGUAUAUGGAGAGCGUCCUCCAUGUGACUGGGACCGCUGUCUCUGUGGAGGCGCCAGAUGGCGAGAGAAGGCGAUCGGGGCGAGUUGUGCUUCUAGAUCCAGCUGUGGAGCCUGAACAUUUACAGCAAGCAGGAGUGGUGGCAAUCAUUGGCCAGGAUCCAGAGAGCUUGGUGCCAGUCACAGGGAGUGGGGAACGAGCAGCAAGGAGAAGAGUGGUGCCACUGGAGACAACUAGAGCGGGGGUGUCGGACAGCAUCCUCAAGGGCCACUUUCACCUGCCCCCUCCAUGGGGAGCCGGCACUGCUCGGCCGCUGCAUCGGAAGGAGUACUCUACACGCGCUUUUACAAGGGUUGCAUUGCUGCAACCUGCUGACAUCACAGGCAUCCCAUUGCUUCUAGAACAACCACCACUAGGCUUAGUUCAGCUUAGGGGUCUGGCUGCGAAAGCCAAGCGGGACAAGAAAGCGAAAUCUGGCAAGGGUUCGAAAGUAGUCUGGAAUCAGGAUGAGGAUACGGGGGAGGCGAUUGAGGUUGGAGGGAGUGGUGGAAGGGAUGUGGCGAGAGCGGAGCCUGACUUUGACGUGGAGGAGAAGAUGGAGGCGGCCUUAGUGGCGCUGCAGAGAGAAUUUGGCAAGCUGCGCACAGGAAGGGCAUCACCUGACAUGCUUGACCAUGUUAUGGUGGAAUCCUACGGAUCGCGCACGCCCCUGAAUCGCGUCGGAACGGUGUCCGUCCUGUCGCCUCAGAUGCUCUCCAUCACACCUUUCGACCAAAGCUUGCUCAAAGCCAUCGAGAAGGGGGUGCGGGCAUCUCCUAUGGAGCUGAACCCCAAGCCUGAGGGAACUGCAGUGCUAGUCCCGGUCCCCACUCUGACCCAGGAGGUGCGCCAAAACAUGAUCAAGGUUAUCACUAAGGCUGGAGAAGCUGCCAAGCUGAGCGUGAGAAGAGCCCGGAAGGACGCCUUGGACUCGAUCGGCAAGAAAGAAGAGGGCAUGCCUAUCGACGAGGUCAAGCGACAAGAGAAGAAGGUCGACGAGCUGACGAAGCUCUAUGUCAAGCGGGUUGACGAAGCAUGUCGAUCAAAAGGAAAGGAUAUUCUGGAAGGCUAGGGUAGACUUCUCGAUUAUAUGCUUGUUCAAGAAAACGUGGGGCACACUUGGAGAAGAAGCGUCUCAUCACAGAUCAUGGCGGUUUAGCUUCUUUUUACCGGCCUGGUAUUCAAUCCGGUUUGACUGGUCGGGUGAUGGCAACCGUCAUGUUCGGAGCAUCUCGAAAGACUGCUUUGACUUUCGAGACCCUGAUUCGUUUAGUAAAUGUUGGCCAGUGGCUUAUGAAGCGCCGGGUUGGUGCAUAGUUGAUAAUGUCUGAGGG
Molecule: messenger RNA, 1799 nt
Organism: Klebsormidium nitens
Lineage: Eukaryota; Viridiplantae; Streptophyta; Klebsormidiophyceae; Klebsormidiales; Klebsormidiaceae
Source: the annotation of a GenBank genome assembly